UCUUCAGCUGCAAACCGUACGUACAUGAACGGUCGGUGCUAAAAAUUUAUGUGUGCCAGUUUGUGAAAUAGUGAAAAAAAUCCAAAUUUAUUUCAUUUAAAUAAUGAAAAAGCUAUAAGAGGUGCAGAAAAAACAUUAUUCGCCAAACAUUGAAAAAUUUGCUUUUAUGUAAAAAUAGAGCAAUACGUAAGCAGUAGGAAGAGUUUAAGGGUUGAGUAGACGAUUUUGACAAUUUUUAUAGGAGAUGGAAUUCAUGAAUCUUAAAUAUCGGAGCUAAAUACUCAGAAAUUUACGAAAAGUUUGUUGAAGAAAUUGAAAUGGAAAAAGCGCUAGAAAGUCAUUUAUAUAUAUAUAUAUUUCCUUAGUUUUUUCUUUACUCUUCACUGCUAAUUGUAAAAGUGAAUAAGCAAAAAGUGAUAAAGAAAGGCCACUUCAUUAUAACUAAACAAAUUAUUUAAGCGAAAAUUAAUAUAUAUAACGCAUUUAAAAAAGUCUUAUUGUAUCUUUGUGUGUAUAUUUAAGACUGCAAGAAAACGGUGAUGAGAUGGCUUGCAAAAAACAAGUUGAAUACGCGGCACAGGAAAACAUUAUCGAUCCUACAAAAGAAAUUUUUAAUUACGAAAGCACGUAGGUGCAGCGAAAAAGUGUUUAAAAUCUAAGAAAUCUAUAAAGUUUAGUCUACAUAUACGGCACAUUGAGUUAGUGGAUUUAGGAUUUCGAAAGCUGCUUGUUUUGCCAAAUAUAUUUCAAAAUUGCCUUCUAUGAGUUGACGGCCGCUCACAGCGAAAUGAAAAGGCAAUACAGUCAGCGUAUGCCAAUAGAAUCAAAGCCGCAGCAAACAUAUAAAUAUCGUUUAAAUAAUAAAAAAACCGUAUUAAUUUCCAUUGGAGUUGAUGAGAAAGCAAAGUAUUAUUGGAAUUAACAAUUAAAAAAGAAAAAAAAAAAACAUCGGUAGUUUUCGACAGAAAUCAUCAUCUCAAGUGUUAUCUCAAAAGUUGACAACAAUUGAAAUAAUACAUUAAAAGCGUAUAGACUACAAUAAAAAUUAAGUGCAGCAAUUGCAACCAAAAUGAUGAAACGUACGCGUGUGGAUGAAGUCCAAUACGGCACGCGCCCUGGUCCUGGAGGUGUGGGUGGUAGUGGCGGUGGAGGAACUGGCGGAACCAUAGUGGGGACCUCUAAUCCCGGUAAUACAGUUAAUAUCGGCACUAUUGUUCCCGGUAGCCAUGCUAAUACCAGUUUAAGUGUCGGUUUGUCUGGAAGUAAUGCAACUGGUUCAAUCCCACAUCAUCGCAUUUUAAUACCACCACAUGGUGGAGCACAGACAAUUGCUUAUUUGCCAUCAACAACACCAGCAGCGACAAACAUGAAAGGUUCUGGUGGAAUGGGGGAAAGUAGUAGCGUUAGCGGCAAUUCCUCGAGUCAUGAUAAUAUUGGAGGAUCCAGUGGCAAUGCUGCGCAGUUAACUGGAGGAACAGUUGUAACUUCAGGUGGCGGAACCGCGGGGACUAUCAAUGCAGGAACUGUCCACACACAAGCUGUACAGUAUUCUUCAACUUCCUACAAUGUUACAACAGUAUCUUCCAGUGUUGGUGGUAAUAUAAAAGCAACUACAGAUGGACCCGUGCAAAUUCAUGUAACCGGUGGUGGUGCAGGCAGUAAUGUACAGAACUCUGCAUCGCAGCCAAAUUCUCUGCGAACACGUACAAUCAGCUCUUCUCAAAAUAUUACAGUAGGCAGUGGAACUGCACUGAAUGCACCCCAACCUUUGGCAGUGGUACCACCGUUACCAACAACAUCGGGUCAACAGCAAGGUCCUCCACAAGCUGGUCAGCCACAAGGUGGUCCUCCACGACUUAAAGUGGAGGAUGCACUUAAUUACUUGGAUCAAGUAAAGUUCCAAUAYGCUGAUCAGCCACAAAUCUACAACAACUUUUUGGAUAUAAUGAAAGAAUUCAAAUCCCACUGCAUUGAUACACCCGGUGUAAUUCAACGGGUGUCAACACUUUUUAAAGGCCACCCAGAACUGAUUUAUGGCUUUAAUAUGUUCCUGCCAGCCGGUUAUAAAAUCGAAAUACACUCAGAUGAAUUAGGCGUUUCAGUACCCGUUGUAUCAAUGCCAUCAUCGUCGCCAAACAGCUUGCACGGUAGUAUGUCUAAUUUACCCGGAAGUGUUGGCAAUAUCCAAACACCACUAAUACUUAAAUCAAAUCAGAGUAAUUCAAGUAAUACUUCGAAUACUAUAGAACUCCAACAAAUACAUGGUACCAGUAGCGGUAACGCAAGUGUGGCUGUCAAUCUGAUGACACACGGUGGCGCAUCAUUGUCGCAAACAACAAUUCAUGCACUACAGUCACCGGCUUCACAGUCUUCACCAAGUGGAGCGGGAAUGACUCAACAACAUGCUCAAGUUUCUGUAUCGCCUGCGCCAUCUUCCGUUGCCCAAAUUCAGAGUGUGACAGUGGCACCAGUUGCGGCGGCACAUUUACCACAAAAUUUUUCAAGAGAUCGAGAGCGUCCUCCUAUAGCUCCGGCCAUAGUGACUAGUAGUAUAGGUGGCGGUCCACCCACACUUAAUGCGCUUGGCGAAUUAAAUCCACAAAUAAACAACGCUGUCAGUACUGGCAAUAUUGGUAAUACUGGAGGCAAUGCACACCAUAAUCUCCACCACAUUCAACAGGCGCAUCAGUCAUUACUAAUGGGGGAAACUGUAGGCCAACAAAAUCAGCCGGUCGAGUUCAAUCAUGCGAUAUCGUAUGUCAAUAAAAUUAAAAAUCGUUUCCAGAAUAAGCCGGAAAAAUAUAAAAAAUUCCUCGAAAUUCUUCACACUUAUCAGAAAGAGCAGAAAGUGAUUAAAGAAGGUAGUCCCAAUCAAGGGAAAACAUUGACCGAACAAGAGGUGUAUACACAGGUUGCAAAGUUAUUCGGUCAGGAUGAGGACCUCUUGCGGGAAUUUGGUCAAUUUCUUCCGGACGCCACGAAUCAUCAAGGUGCGCAAUAUAUGUCCAAAUCGCAUAAUGACCACAAACGUUGCAGCUCUAACAUAGCUGUGGGCCCAAUGGCUAACAGUGUUAGUGGCGCUAUAAGCGUUGGAGGCGGUAGUGGCCAUCACAUGGCUAUGCCAUCAGCUUCUAGCUCUCCGCUACAUCUCAAUAGUGGUGCGACAUUGUCACAGAUUGGUGGUGGUACGCAUGCAACGGUAUUAGGAAACUUAUCUGCUGUGAAUACGAGUGUGAGCAUCAAAUCGUACAACAACACCCAACAGCAGCCUCAAAAUCAUGUGAUCAGUGCGAAUGCAGUUGGAGGCCGUGGUGGAGACGUAGAUUAUGCACAUCAUGUAACGCUUCAUUCUAGUAGCGGUGUUCAUUUGAAGGUGAUACAUGAUGGUGUUCACCACGAUUUAAAUGUCGGCUCAAAUAUGCGCAACUAUGAGAAGGACACGCACCGCAGCAAUCACCACGCUAUUACGGGUCUGAAAUAUUCACACGGAGCAGGCUCCAAUGUUACUGGAGUUACCAGCCACUCUUCGAAGAAGUCGCCAAGCUACAAUUCCGGAUUUGGUGCGAUAAGCGGCAGUGGCAAUGCAUCAAUGAGUAGUAGUAGCGGAAUUGAUCGCACGUCGAUUAAUAUGAAUUAUUCGCACCAAGUACUCGGUCACUUAUCGGCAACGCGUCGUCCAGCAAUCGAUGAUGGCGGUAGUGGCAGUGGCGUCAUGGGUGGUGGACCACCGCCGCCUAAAAAGCACAAGCCGAUUUGUAAGGACAUCACGUUUUCGGAGGCUUCGCGAAAGUGUACCAUAUCCGACGCGGCAUUCUUCGAUAAAGUGCGCAAAGCAUUACGAAAUCCUGAUGUAUACGACAACUUUUUGCGUUGUCUUACACUAUUCAACCAGGAGAUUGUAUCAAAGACUGAACUGUUGAAUUUGGUAACGCCAUUCUUAAGUAAAUUCCCAGACCUACUUAGCGGAUUUACUAAAUUUUUGGGACAACCCGUGUCGCAAAUGUCUUCGAGCGGUAGCGGCGGUACUGGCACCGGCAUAUUCGGUUUGGAAGAAAUACCAAUGCAAUCUGCACAUCGGCAAAGUGGCGGCCUAAGUAAUUCAGGUGCAAUAAACGAUCGUCAAGGCGGUGAAUUGGCACAGGAUAUCGAUUUGACGUCGUGCAAACGACUUGGUGCAUCCUAUUGCGCCUUGCCACAGUCCAUCGUACCGAAGAAAUGUUCUGGCCGUACAACGUUAUGUCGUGAAGUUCUAAAUGAUAAAUGGGUGUCAUUUCCAACUUGGGCCAGUGAGGAUUCGACAUUUGUAACUUCACGUAAAACACAGUUCGAGGAAACCAUUUACAGGAAUAUUCACAGGACGGAAGAUGAACGUUUCGAAUUGGAUGUGGUAAUUGAGACUAAUAGUGCAACAAUUCGUGUACUCGAGGGUGUGCAGAAGAAAAUGUCACGUAUGUCACCGGAAGAUUUGAGCCGAUUUUAUUUGGACGAUUACUUAGGUGGCACCUCACAGACUAUUCACCAAAGGGCUAUACACCGGAUAUAUGGUGAUAAAGCAGGCGAAAUAAUACAAGGUCUGAAGAAGAAUCCCUCGGUUGCGGUGCCAAUAGUGCUCAAACGAUUGAAAGUAAAGGAAGAGGAGUGGCGCGACGCACAAAAAGGCUUCAAUAAGCUGUGGCGUGAGCAAAACGAAAAGUAUUACUUAAAAUCACUCGACCAUCAGGCAAUAAAUUUUAAACCAAACGACAUGAAGGCGUUGCGUUCCAAAAAUCUCUUCAAUGAAAUUGAAACAUUAUAUGAUGAGCGCCACGACCAAGAUGAUGAAAAUGGUGAACCUAUUACUGGACCACAUCUCGUGCUGCCAUAUAAAGAUAAGACAAUACUGGAUGAUGCAGCGAAUUUGUUAAUUCACCAUGUAAAGCGUCAGACUGGUAUACAAAAGCAGGAAAAGACAAAAAUUAAGCAUAUAUUGCGGCAAUUCGUGCCCGAUUUGUUUUUCUCCGCCCGUCAACCAUUAAGUGACGAUGAACGUGAGGACGUAUUCCCAUUUUUAAUAGAUGACARCGAAAAGAUGGAUGUCGAUUGCAAUACAACAGGUAAUCGGAGCGAACGUGAGUUACAUGCCAGCAGCAGUGGCUGCAAAGGGAGUAGAACAUCAAGUGGUAGUACGUCGAACACCGAUACAAAUUGUGGUGCAAUAGGCAAUUCCAAGUCCGAUGGCGCUAUUUCACAUGACAAAAAUUCUUUAAAUUCAUCGACAGAUAAUAGUAUUUUGUUGGAAAAUCUCAAGAAUGGUGAAUCGAGUGCAUCAGCUGUAAAUAGUAAUAACAGUACUGGUCAAAUAGAAGUUGCGGAUCACAACACUGGUAAUACAUCUGCGUCCAAUAUAUUGAGCGCGGGUGAAAAAGCCACCUCCAAUAAAGAUUCCAAUUCGUCGUCGCUGGCUAAGGGUCAAGUCAACAAUAUUAACGCUGUUGACGAUGUGCAUAGUGCAGGUCGUUCAUCAGCCGAAGCAAUGACCAAACCCAACAGCACUGUAGCAUCUUCUACAACAUCCACAACAGUAACGGUGUUGUCUGAAAAUAAGACGCAAGGAAAUAGUAAUGUGACCGGCGCUGCUACGGUCGACAAUACAUGUGGACACAAGGAUACAGCCGGCAUCACAUCAUCAUCUAACACAAUAACACCAACUGGGUUAAAAGCUGGUGGAAUGAAAGAUGCAAAUGAGAAAAAUAAUAGCAAUGCUAUCGACACUAGUGCGGGUACAAAUGUAACAACUGCCACCUCAACUCAUGCCAGUGAUUGUAAUUCUGUUGAUYCAAUAAAGAUGGAAAUUAAGGAGGAAACACCUGAUAUGGAUGUGGACAUACAGCUGCCACCUCAUGCUGUCAGUAAACAUUUGGAGGAGGCGUACACACUUUUCUUUGCCAACAACAAUUGGUAUUUAUUUUUGCGACUACAUGCUAUUUUAUGUGAGCGGUUGUGCACAAUGUACGAACGAGCGCAAAUGUUGGCCAUCGAAGAAGAACGUCACCGUACAAAUCGCCGUGAGAGCACAGCGACAGCUUUAAGACUGAAACCGAAACCUGAACCACAUGUGGAUGAGUAUUAUCCAGUAUUUCUGGAAAUGCUGAAGAAUGUACUUGAUGGUAAUAUGGAUUCGAAUUCAUUCGAGGAUUCUAUGCGUGAAAUGUUUGGUAUACAUGCCUACAUCUCUUUUACACUCGACAAGGUGGUUUCGAAUGCUGUCCGUCAGCUGCAAAAUUGUGUCACUGAACGCGGUGCACUUGAGUGUGUUGAAUUGUUUCAUCAUGAGCAACGWCGUGGUGGUGCAGGCAGUUAUUGCCGCGAUGCGCAGAAGAAUUACGCCAACGAAUUGGCAUACCAGCGCAAAGCUGAAUCUAGUUUACACGAGGAGAACUGCUUUAAAGUAUAUAUUUACAAAAUUGACUGCCGUGUAACGAUCGAACUGCUCGACACUGAAGUUGAUGAGGCGGAAAAACCUUUAAAUAAAGUGAAAUCCUGGAGUAAAUAUGUAGAUCGUUUAGCUAAUCCCGCCGCGAAUAGCAUUAGCAGUCAAARUGUUGCAAAUUUGUCCAACACAAAUAUGGGUGGCACCGCGAGUAAYACUAGUGCCGUUACUACCUCAAGUAACUGUAAUGCGAUGGGCAUGCCGACCAUGUCAAGCAGUCUAGCAGGUGCAAACGGCGGUGAAAUUAAGCUUGAGCGCAUGGAUGAUGACGCACUGGAUGCGCAUGUGAUAUGUAAAGCUCGCUUCCUCAAACGCAACAAGCGGCUGGCCUGCAUGCGCGCAGAUCAGCAUACACGUUUGCAGCAAUUAAAAUCGGCGAACGCCACAACGAACACCGGCAAUAAAAAUGCAUUAACUAAAGCUUCCGCUGCAGCAGUGGGAAAUGUAGCGACAGACGCUGGUAGCGCCGGUGUCACCACAGACAGUAAUGUGAAUAGCAGCAGUAGCAGCAGCGAUAACCAGGCGACRGCUGGCAGCGAACCGCACUGGAGUUGGAAUAAGCGACCGCCAGAACGCGUUGGUAGCAUUGUGGUGGGCAGCGGUGCGGAGAAGUACUUCGUCAACGACCGCGACGAAAUCAAAUUCAACGCAUUCGGCCGGCAAGUAAUAGCAAUCAACAAGAAUCUACAAUUGUUCAAAUGGGACUCGGUGCGGCGUGCAAAAUUGUCACACAGUUAUGUAACGCAACGCAAACACAAAUUAUUUCAACGUUUUACACAAAAGUGGUUGGCGGAGCACGUUAGCGAACAGGCGCAACAGCAAUGCACGGACUGGCUGCUCGGCAAGACGGUGCCAAAUAGCGGCAGUAGUAGUAGUAAUGUCAACUGGGCGCUAAAAACCAAGGUGAUACCGCAAAAUGAUGUGAAACGUACGCCAUACCGUGUUUACAAUCGUUAUAAAGUGACAUUCAGCGGCAAUGCGAACAGUUGUGCAGACGUUGCUAGUGGCAACAAUAGUGGGGUCGCUGGCGGUGGCCGUGUAUCAGUUGGCAGUGUUAGUAGUAGUGGUGGUAAUGCGCCGGUAGCGGAUACUCAUCCCACGACGACAUCAACGAAUACGACGCAUUGUAAUAGCACGGCACAGUCGCAGACGUCAUCCAAUGUCGGUCCAAGCAAUGUCGGUGGUGGUGGUGGUGGUGUGCAGGCGACUGCAAGYGUAGCGGCGGUGACGACGCCGUCGGCUCUAACAUCCACAACAGAAGCGUAUAAAUUAGCAACAGGUAGUGGCAAUAAUAACACCAGCAAUAACAACAAUCGACAAUUGGAAAGCUGAAUCUGACCGAAAAAUGCGGUGAGCGCCAAACGUCGACGUUUAAGCGAACGCGCACAGGUGUGAUUUACAGCAAGUAAUACUAAAACAACAGCACAACAAAAAAAAAAAACA
This is a messenger RNA of Bactrocera latifrons, 7912 nucleotides long. RefSeq lists its product as uncharacterized. Lineage: Eukaryota; Metazoa; Arthropoda; Insecta; Diptera; Tephritidae. Gene Ontology annotation, molecular function: transcription corepressor activity. Gene Ontology annotation, biological process: negative regulation of transcription by RNA polymerase II. The record is from RefSeq and is a predicted model, not a curated record. Gene Ontology annotation, cellular component: chromatin. The transcript has 13 exons. Bases 1070 to 7801 code for a protein of 2243 amino acids.